AUGGACUCAAAAAGUUAUCAGAGUCCUGAACUACUCUUGGACGACCUUCCAGCAGAUACUCUUGGCAAAGGGCUGCCAGCGUUGACCGUGAAGUCGGGCAUUGAUCGUUUGCUUGAGCAUGAUAUCCCACCCGAACGGAAUCUUGGAAGUUUUGUAUCUACUGGUCUAAACGAUAUCGGGGAGAGUCUUCUUUUGGAGAAUUAUCAGAGAAACCUCGCUUGCCAAAACGAGUAUACUGGUGUUCGAAAGAUACACGACCGGUGCGUUGCAAUACUCGGAGCACUAUGGGGAUCACCGUGCAAUGAGAAGCCAAUUGGUUCUGCGGUGUCAGGUAGUUCUGAGGCUAUUUUCCUUGGUAUCCUGGCUAUGAAACGAAAAUGGCAGGCAGAAAACGGAGGUAUUGCCUCCCCGCAUGGCCCAGCCCUCAAUAUAAUCACAGGAAGUCAUGCCCAUGUCGCUGUGACAAACGCGGCUAGAGCAAACGACAUCGAGAUUCGUACAGUGUUGGUAGGGCCAGAAAGCAAUUACAGCUUCGACCCGUCCAAGAUGCAGGGACUGUUGGAUAGUUCUACCAUUGGAGUUGUCUUGGUAUUGGGUAAUACAUAUACAGGACAUUUUGACCCAAUUGAGAACGCUAGUAUUGUUCUAGACAACUACGAACACUCAUAUGGUCGUAGUAUUCCCAUUCAUGUUGAUGCAGCUAGUGGUGGCUUUGUUGCGCCAUUUAACGGUGGGAACUCUAGUCCAUGGGACUUUGCUUUACCUCGUGUCGCUUCUAUCAACGUGUCCGGACAUAAGUUCGGCCUUACAGCUGCAACUUUGGGCUGGAUUAUAUGGCGCAAUCGGGGAUUCCUGCCCUCGGAUCUGCUCCACGAAUCAUCCUACCUUUCAGGACACCAUGAGCUCCCAACACUUCGUUACUCUCAAUCUUCAGCCAACUUGUUAAUCCAAUAUUAUCAAUUGGCUCAUCUAGGUCAUCAAGGGUACGAAAACGUCAUUCAAGAUCUGUUAAAGCGAUCCAGUGCUCUAGGCAAGACUUUGGAAGAAACGGGAAUAUUCACGUGCAUCAGUGAAUCUCACAGGGCCUUGGCAAACACGUUACCGGUAGUUGUCUUCCGUGUCAACUCUGUAGUACAAGACAAGCGCCCGGAUGUUACUGAGCAGUGGAUUAGUGAUAAACUCUUUAAUAAGGGCUACAGUGUUCCAUGUUCUAAACUUCCCAUCGAUGGAGAGGACAUAGAGGUCUUACGAGUAGUCAUGAGACCGAGCCUUAAGCCUCAUGUGCUGGAUUCAUUUGUUGCCGAACUUCUUUCUUUGUUUAAUAACAAAAUGUUUAAGUCCCUAUUAUAG
This is a messenger RNA of Fusarium verticillioides 7600, 1350 nucleotides long. RefSeq lists its product as hypothetical. Bases 1 to 1350 code for a protein of 449 amino acids. The transcript has 6 exons. Gene Ontology annotation, cellular component: cytosol. The record is from RefSeq and is a predicted model, not a curated record. Gene Ontology annotation, biological process: L-glutamate catabolic process. Gene Ontology annotation, molecular function: pyridoxal phosphate binding; glutamate decarboxylase activity. NCBI's taxonomy places the organism in Eukaryota, Fungi, Ascomycota, Sordariomycetes, Hypocreales, Nectriaceae.